Messenger RNA from Trichoderma aggressivum f. europaeum, 1503 nucleotides. RefSeq lists its product as uncharacterized. NCBI's taxonomy places the organism in Eukaryota, Fungi, Ascomycota, Sordariomycetes, Hypocreales, Hypocreaceae. The transcript is spliced from 2 exons. The record is from RefSeq and is a predicted model, not a curated record. The coding region runs from base 1 to 1503 and encodes 500 amino acids.
AUGAGCGGCUUCGCCAAAGAACAGCUCCCAAGCGAUGGCUCGUCGAAAUGGAGCCUCCGCGCAAAGGCACUUCUCGUCGUCUGCUCGCAUCGCAUGUGGCGGGGCGGUCCACGAUCUAUCCUGCAGAUCGCCGCCGCUGCCUUUGGCCUGCUCAUGCUCUUCUACUUUGUCACGCUGCAGCUCGACGACCGUUACCAGCGAAUCUUGAGCUGGUCAACGCCCGAAUCGGCUGGCCCCGGUCAACUUCGAAUUGUCGUGUUUGGGUCGCAAGACUUGAUGGGAAGUGCGCCUAAUGCCAAGCACACGCACACAUCUUGGCCAGAACACCUCUGCAAACAGCUCAAAUGUCACUCUGUUCUUUCUUUUAUCCCUCCGAUCGAAUCACAACCCGGCCUAACCUCCAACAGCAUCUAUGGCACAGAGAUACGAGCCUUGGAAAUGUUUAAUGAGCAGGCGAAUCUCACGGGAAAACCUGCCCUUGACAACUUGUACAUCCCGGAACAGUAUCCGGUGCCAACAAAGACCCCGGAUCUGGCAGCGCAAGUCCAAAAGUUUCUUACCAUGUCUGCGCCAAAGAUUCCGCCUCGAGAGACGCUGUGGGUUUUCACAUUUGGCACCUGGGAGACGUGGAACAUGGCCUCGCUGCCGCGGGGAACGGGCGAAAGACUCAUUGACGCCUCGGUCGCCGAUAUCUUCACUCAGAUCGAAUUGCUCUACCGAAAGUCCUUGAACCCAGCGUCUCCUGCUUUUUCUGAUUUUUGGUCGAAUGUUACCAAGGAAGAAAUCCACGCUCUCACGCACCCCGACCCCGAGAACAAGCCCGACGAGCGCAAAACGGAGAGCUUCCGCGUCGUGAUCCCGCAGCUCUUUGACAUUACUCUAGCCCCAGGCUGGCAGAAGCGCCCCCUUCCAUCUGAAUCGCAGUCGAGGGGCGUUCAGAUGCGUAACGCUGCAUAUCUCAACGCAAGGUGGAAUGACCAAGUGUCUAAACAGCUGGAGGAUUGGAGAAGGAAGGGUAACACUAAGCCCGAGGGGGUUGAAGAGGAGGGCAUCGACACGGCCUCGUCAGUUCCGACAAUGGCAUCCUUGCUGCGAUAUCUCCCGGAAUCGCUUCAGCCCAAGGACAAGGACAGCAAUGGACAAGAGAGCGGUGAAGACAUCAUUUACGCACCUUACCCGCGACGAUUGGGCUUGCAGUCCUCCUUGGUCAAGAGCGUCUUGGAUGCCAUGACGGAAGAAGAAAUGCAGCGAUCCGGCCUUAGGGAUAGCCGAGGCCGAGGCAGCAGACCUGCAGAUGAUGCGAUGCGGUUUUUUGACGUUUGGACACCCUGCAUCGCCGAUGCUCGAUCCGUUACGGUCAUAAGCGCAUCCCAGCCCAGCCAAGAGUGUGAAGUUCCAAACGACCACUUAUUCUAUGACGAGUUUACUUUUGGAGAACGUGCCAAAGAGGAGCUGGCGAAGCAGACUGCUGCUCAAAUUCGAGAGUACUUGUUCCUUUCAUAG